This is a messenger RNA of Syngnathoides biaculeatus (alligator pipefish), 2540 nucleotides long. RefSeq names its product vertebrate ancient opsin-like. Gene Ontology annotation, molecular function: G protein-coupled receptor activity. The transcript is spliced from 4 exons. Gene Ontology annotation, biological process: G protein-coupled receptor signaling pathway; visual perception. Lineage: Eukaryota; Metazoa; Chordata; Actinopteri; Syngnathiformes; Syngnathidae. The coding region runs from base 156 to 1376 and encodes 406 amino acids. Gene Ontology annotation, cellular component: membrane; photoreceptor outer segment. The record is from RefSeq and is a predicted model, not a curated record.
CCCACCGUCACACACUCGGACACGUAGUGACAUUCCGCCCGCCAGCAAAAGAUAAACGUGUCCAGUAAACAAUGCCACUUUGGUCCCCACCCGUGCGCUAAGACACGGCGAACGAGAAAGGCCACCGACACGCGCGGCGUCGUCGCGCUCGUCCAAUGAGCGUCGCGGCGAUGCUCGCGUCCAACUGGAGCAUCUGCGCCAGCCCGCGGAGCGCCGCGGACGGGCACCCGGACCCGGGGGGCGGCUCGGCGCGCGCCACGCUCACUCCGACCGGCAACCUGAUCGUGGCGGUGUGCUUGGGCUCGAUCGGCGCUCUGGGACUGCUCAACAACUCGCUGGUGCUGCUGCUCUACUGCCGCUACAAGAUCCUGCGCUCGCCCAUCAAUUUGCUCCUCGUCAACAUUUCCGUCAGCGACCUGCUGGUGUGCGUGCUGGGGACGCCGUUCAGCUUCGCGGCCAGCACGCAGGGACGCUGGCUCAUCGGGGCCGAGGGCUGCGUGUGGUACGGCUUCGCCAACUCGCUCUUCGGCAUCGUGUCGCUCAUCUCUCUGGCCGUGCUCUCGUACGAGCGCUACAGUACCAUGAUGACCCCCACCGAGGCCGACUCGUCCAACUACUGGAAGAUCGGCCUGGGCAUCAGCCUCUCUUGGCUCUAUUCCCUCCUCUGGACCCUGCCGCCGCUUUUCGGCUGGAGUCGCUACGGCCCGGAAGGUCCGGGGACCACCUGCUCCGUGGACUGGAAAGCCAAGACGGCCAAUAACGUGUCUUACAUCAUUUGUCUGUUUGUCUUCUGCCUGGUUGUGCCGUUGUUGGUGAUCGUCUUCUGCUACGGGAAGCUGCUGUGCGCCAUCAGACAGGUGAGCGGGAUCAACGCCUCGAUGAGCAGAAAGCGGGAGCAGCGAGUCUUGUUCAUGGUGGUGAUCAUGGUGAUCUGCUACCUCACCUGCUGGCUGCCGUACGGGAUCGCGGCGCUGCUGGCCGCGUUCGGACCGCCGGGCCUGCUCACGCCCGAGGCCAGCAUCGUGCCUUCGGUCCUGGCCAAGAGCAGUACAGUCGUCAACCCCGUCAUUUACGUCUUCAUGAAUAAACAGUUUUACAGGUGCUUCCGAGCUUUCCUCCAUUGCGAGGCUCCUCGACGCGGUUCCAGCGUGAGGAGCUCAUCCCGGGUCGCCGCCAAGCCGGCCAGGGUCGGCGCCUCGACCGGUCCUCGCCGCACCGACGACUUCCUGUUCAUGGUGGCCUCGCUGGGGCAGCCGGCGGCCGGCCUGCCCCGGCUGGACCCGGGCCCGGAACCCGCUCUCGAUGUCACCAAAGCCCCAUCUUCGGACAUCAACCGACCGGUCGUGGUCUCGCUCGCGGCCCGCUUCGACGGGUGAACGCCGGCAUCGGAACCAAGGACGUCUCCGGCCCAGAAGGCGUCCGUCGGCGACGCGUUACGCACAAAUCGCCGCUCGGGACCGAGAGCGCGCAGACGUUGCGUCGACUCUGCCGUGGCCGCGCUGAGCGCUUCUGCCGGCGAGCCUUAAUUGGACCUGCUUGUGGAAAUUCCCGGAACAGGUGACGGACGGGUACUGAACUUGUCACGCCACUCGAGGUGGUCCAUCAGACAAAACUCUUAAAGCGAGUACAAAAAAAAACGAUCAUAAAUGUUGUUUGGAUAUUAACAAUCAUUGAGAAAUGAAAGUCUACUUCCUGGGCAGUUUUUAAGAUGGAAGAAAAGAAACGAAGGAGUCGUGUGACGUUGAGCUCGAUGUCGUCUUCAACGGAUCCCUUUUGACCUUUCAUCGCAAAACGUGAUCGCAACCCAGUCGGCGACGUUCGGCGGUACCGCCCGCUUCAAGUGCAUGCCGGAGAGCCAAUGCGGUACUUUGCACGUGUACUCGGCAUUUGCAUCCUUCUGGAGGACGGAGACGAUUCCGUUCUUCAUUGCCACGUAACAUUACAGCCGCAUUUGAUUUAAAAAAAAAAAAAAAACGUUUCUGACAGUUUUGCACGCUUUCCCACAAGAAAAGUCACCAGAAUCAAUGAUGAUCUUUGAUUGUUUGCGGCCGAACCCGAUGCUCAGGGUUCCGGCUUUAGAAGGUGAAAGGGCUGCCACUACGGUACCGCGUCUUGCUCGAGGGCACACGGGCGGCGUCCGUCCCAAAAAAAUGUUGACAAACUUGCUUGUCUAUCUGGAACACGAACGUCUUCGUGCCUCCACCGUUGGUCUUGCCCAAAUCGUUUUGCGGUCUGCGUUGUUUGUCAAGUGGGUGCCCGCAUCCGGGUCGGCUUCUUGGAUCGCUUCAUGAUUGUAUUGCAAUACAUUACAAAAAAAAAAAAGAAAAAAAAAGCACAGCAUCAGUAAAUAUUGUGCGGCCAGUGAAUGUUGUCGCUUUUCUUCACUGCCAAAAAAAAAACACAAACGUUUUCUUGUCGCUUGAUUUGUUGAAGAAAUGUUGUUGUUUUUUCUUUUUUCAUGGGCUCAUUUUUAUGGGCUUGCGUAUCAUCGCAUAAGAAAAGGGUUGAGACCAAAGCCCAAGAAAUGUUGAUAUUUUUCA